AUGGCUACCUCCAACUUCCAACACCGCAAACCAUUCUCUGUUCUUCUACCAAUCUCCGUAACCUUCUUCUUCUUGCUACUCAACAAGGUGAACUCAACAGAAUCCACUUCUUUUUCCUUCACAAAAUUCGUGCCAAACAACAUCAAUCUACUCCUCCAAGGUGAUGCUCUUGUCACAUCAACAGGGAAGUUACAACUCACCAAGGUAGAAAAUGGCAACCCAAUCUAUAACUCUCUUGGUCGAGCUCUGUUUGCCACCCCUAUCCACAUGUGGGAUAACAGCACAGGCCAGGUGGCUAGCUUUGUCACUUCCUUCACCUUUGUUAUUAAAGCACCAAACAAAACCAAAGCUGCUGAUGGUAUUGCCUUCUUUCUUGCACCAAUAGAUACUCAGCCCCAAAAACCUGGUGGACUACUUGGACUUUUCAGUGACAAAAAUUACAAUAGAUCAAACCAAAUUGUUGCUGUCGAAUUUGACACUUUCUAUAACGAAGAUUGGGAUCCAAAAAAUCCACAUAUUGGAAUUGAUGUCAACAGUAUCAAGUCCAAAAAAACUGCAUCGUGGGGUUUUGCGAAUGGCGAAGUAGCCCAUGUUCUCAUAACCUAUCAAGGUUCGACAAAAACGUUGGUUGCUUCUUUAGUUCAUUAUUCGCGGAAAACAAGCUAUAUAGUCUCUACUGCUGUGGAUGUGAAGAAUGUUCUUCCUGAAUGGGUAAGAGUUGGUUUCUCAGCUACCACAGGACUAUCUGAAAGCUUCGUUGAAACACAUGAUGUUCUUUCCUGGUCUUUCGAGUCAGAGUUGCCAGAUAGUAACAGUGAUGCUGAUUUGGAGAACAACGCGCAUGUGCUGCUUGAUUCCAUGUAG
Gastrolobium bilobum is the source of this 864-nucleotide messenger RNA. Its product is annotated as lectin-related protein-like. Lineage: Eukaryota; Viridiplantae; Streptophyta; Magnoliopsida; Fabales; Fabaceae. Gene Ontology annotation, molecular function: carbohydrate binding. The coding region runs from base 1 to 864 and encodes 287 amino acids. The transcript has a single exon. The record is from RefSeq and is a predicted model, not a curated record.